This is a messenger RNA of Paramisgurnus dabryanus, 5778 nucleotides long. RefSeq lists its product as uncharacterized. The record is from RefSeq and is a predicted model, not a curated record. NCBI's taxonomy places the organism in Eukaryota, Metazoa, Chordata, Actinopteri, Cypriniformes, Cobitidae.
ACGACUCGAGGGGAACAGAAAUUCCAGAAGGGAACGGAAUUGGCUGCCUAACCGGAAGUCGUGCUACAUGUGUAGUUGUCGUCACUUCUCGUCGUUCGCAAAAUAUUGUGGGGAUAGGGAGGUUGUGCGCUGUAUGUCUUAAAUGUUUAAAUUGAGCUAACGUAAAAAAUAAGGUUUAUUUGAGUACGGUUUUGCCAAGCAAAUCGGUCCGUCUGUGUGAGCAUGAGUCCAGAGAUUUCCCGGAAAUCACUUUGCGGGUUUAAAGGAAUCACAUCCGAGUUGUAACUCUGGAGGAUGCCUCUGCAAGUAUUAGUGAUAUAACAUCGCGCUGUCAUCACCGGAGAUAUCGUUUUUAUCAGGGACAGUUCGAGGAAGCAAUCAUCAAGGUCCCUUAAAUGAUGUUAUCCAAUCCUCCGGCUGACCAGAAAGGGAUGGAGCAGUUGCCUGCGUCUGCUGCUGGUCCAUGUCGACGUUCUUCUCCGUUCUCACUUUAUCAGGAGCAGCUGGCCAUGGGAUGCAGAGAAACCAGCAGGGAGAUUGAAUCUAAUGACAAUGAGCCCUCCACUGUCUUUGAGAAAGAGGGUCCACAAAAUCCAUGUACUUGGACAUCUGGUACCUUCAAUUCAGCUCCUUCAUCAGGAGAACAACUUGGAGUUCUUGAACAGCUUUUUGUGUCCCAUCAGACUGAGAUGAAACGUCUGCUGACAGAUACCCUCGGCUCUCUGACGCAGCGUCUCAAGGCGGUGGAGAAGAGGAUGGACCAGCUGUGUUCACAAAGCAGUGCGCAUACCCGCAGUUUGGCUCAGCUUCACAGUAAAGUUGGCCAGCUGGGCAGGGACUUGUCAUUUGGCUUUCCAAAUGUACAGAGUGUUUCGCAUUCACACAAUCUUGGAGAGGACAUCGAAGUCCUAAAAGAUGACAGAGGAAUCCUCUCAAAAAAUAUCUCUUCCUCUACACCACAUUCUCCUCUCAGAGCGCUCUCUCCGGAACCAAAAAAGGACCCUGUUUGUUCAUGGCUAAUGUCAACUCCUUCCCAAAACUCGCAAAGUCCUGUCCAUAAGCCCGAGGAACCAAGCUGUCCAAUACUAAAUGGGAAUUCCAGUGGCUCCAUGUUUGAAAUGCUGAAAACCUGCUCUACGGGACAUACUGAGAAUUAUUUGGUGGGUAAUUACUCACCUGUGUCAGACUUUGAAGACCUGGAAAUGGAACUAGUAGCUGAGAAGGAUCGUGUCGCAUUAAGCUUAUCGGGCGGUUCUGUGAUCAGCAGCCCAAAUGAGAAUGACAAACAGGUACUGACUUGUACACAGGAAGUACAGUCCUCUGAUAAUGUGGGAAAAGCAGACGCUACCAAGAAUACUCAGUGUUUACAUGCACAGGAACACCCACAGGUGCCUUCCUUCAACACACAAUUUCUGCACUAUUCGGGUACUAAUGGCUCAAAGUCGGAUACAAGUAUGGAUCCUCUUUAUUCGUUUUCAAAACUAACGAAGAGCUCAGAGAAAUCAAAUUUUGGGAAAGUCGAUGGUAACAACAGCCAGCAGGAAUCGUCUGGUGAAAUUACCUUAUUUUUUCCGCAUGGAGGGCAGCCCUACCCCUCAGUUCCCUUGGCUAAUUUUCAGGCUUGUAAUAAAGCGGCAGAAGCGAGCAGGGAAAAGGAAAGAAUGAAAAUGGGCACAAACAAUGAGAAGCCAAGUUUUUUAACUACCUCGUUGAGUAAAAGUACAGCAGUCUUGGAGGGCAGAGAAGUAGGUGGCAAUUCUGCACAAAGCACAAAGUUGGGUAGUAAUGGACAAAGUGAGGAAGUUGGGGAACAUAAUGGCAUUAAUUCAUACAGCCUAAUAAAACAUCCUUUGCAAGGUUCAAACUGUGAACAGACUUUACCAAACCAGUUGGUAAAAAGUAUAGGUGAUCAGACCUCUUCGCUUUUGACAUUUCCGCAAUCGCAUCCUAAUUCCCAACUCCCAAGAAACGGUUCCUCUAAAACACUUAAUGUCGAAUUCAAGUCUAUCCAUGAUACUAACAAACUGUUAAAUCAGCUGUCUGACACUGCUAAUGGCUUGGUGUCUAAAAACUGUCCCAAAAAUGACUCGGUACUACCAGACAAAUCGACGGACUACAGCAGAACUGUAUCAAAGCUCAAACACUACAGCGGUAAGAAUCGCCAUGUUUCUGGAUACUCUCUGUCCCUUCAUGAGCUGGAAGAAGAGACCUUAAACAGUUGUCAACCGGUACUUAAGAAUUCAUUUGCAUUACCCAUCAACCAAUUAAUGGGUAAAGACUCUGCAUUUUGUCCUAGCUUAUCUCAGCUUUUUCGGUCCACCACCCCGUCCAUGUAUGCUUUAAGCAAAGGGAGUUUCUCUGGGGGAGGUGUAAGCACCGUCCUGGCAUUAUCUUCUCCGACAUCCUUCAGGCUGUGGUUUCGGCACAGACGGCUCAACUUCCCACUCAUGGAGUUGUCAUGUCCAGGUGUCCAUACGGUUACGAGUCGGAUUUUGGGAGAAUGUAAGUGUCAUCCUCUUCGGCCUCUGGUUGACCACACGGCUCCACCGGGUCUGGACAAUGAUCACCACUAUACACGACAAUCUGAUCAAGAAGCUACAACCAGCAGGAAAAGAGCUACAACACGGAAAGCCAUAUCAUUUGCAUCAGUGGGUCACCUGUCAAAAAAACACCUUACGCCUGAGAAAAUUAUGGAUUACCCUUCACGACACGGCAUCAGCCCCAAGCACCUAGAAGGCUCACCAGCUGAAUCUUUGCCCAGUUUUGCUGUGGUCAGCGCCAAUGUUAAAUUUCCUGGUUUGCAUAGCCAAGGGGCAUCUAGAGAAAUGGAGCAGGUGGAUCUCUUUGAUGCUAAUGCAGACACACAAGCUGGCCAUCGUUCCAAAAAAGUCUCCCAAAUUCGAAUCCGUAAGACCAUUCCCAAACCAGAUACCAACCUUACUCCAAUGGGACUUCCCAAACCAAAGAGGUUAAAGAAAAAGGAAUUCAGCUUAGAAGAAAUUUACACCAACAAAAAUUACAAAUCUCCGACCCCCAACAGAUGCCUAGAGACGAUUUUUGAAGAGCCGAAAGAAAAGAAUGGUGCUCUGGUUUGUAUUGGCCAGCAGAAACGAAAGCGAGUUCUGGAUUUUCCCGAUUUUACACUGCCGCGAAAACGCAAGGCUAAAACUAAUCUAGGCCCCUUACGAGCAAAGGGGCCACGGGGAAGAGCUCGACGGGGUAAACAUGACGACGCUGACCUUGAUGUAAUGCUGAUUGAGAGGCUUUCAGAACUAGAAGACUACUUCACUCGCCAAGGACUGGAGGUUUAAGUACACCAUGCGUUUGAUUUUUGUGAAGGCUAUUAAAGUUUGAUAUUAAUGUAGGAAACAUUUAAUUGUCUGGACGUACAAAGAGGAAUUUACAAAAGUUUAUGAAGUACGCUGACCCAAAAGACAUUUUAGCAGUGUGAGCAUGUGGAAAAAAUACAAGCACAUUAUAGUUGACUUGUACAUGAGCACUUUUGUUUCCUUACAAUGUGAUUGUUGCAGUUUAGCAAUGUUUCUUUAUUCUUUACACAUUGCGAAACAAGAUGAUCCUAAGCAUCACUUCGGUGCAAAAAUUGAGCCUGUGUUUAAACAAAGAUUUUGACUCCUGAGUUGAUUUCUGAUGUUUAGGUCCUUAUGGAAAUGUGGUGAUAAACAAGCACUGCUCUUCCCAGACUACUAAUGUCAGAUUGGAUUUUAUAGGUUAUAUUUUUUUCAUGUGUAGUAAAUCUGGAUUAGCAGGUAUCAUUUUUUUAAAAUCAUUUCUUCCGUAAAAGGAUUUGCAGGACAGGGCUACAAAAGUCUUAUCUUGUAAGUUUUAAUUUUCUUUUACAUUAGGUUUUUAUAAGGCACUGGGGAGUGUACGGUAACUGUACGCAUUUUUUAUAUAUUUUACUAAUGCUGCUUGACGAUUAGUCGUGACUAAUCAUUUGCAGAAUAAAAGUUUUUGUUUACAUAAUAUAUGUGGGUGUACUGUGUAUAAUAAUUAUGUAUAAAUACACACACACACACACACACACACACACGUAUAUAAUUAAGUAACAUUUGCAUGUGUAUAGACAUGUUUAUAUUUAUAUAUAAUUUAUAAAUAUAUUUUUUUCUUACAAUUAUACGUAUGUGUGUGUGCGUGCGUGUGUGUAUUUAUAUAUAUACAUAAUUAUUAUACACAGUACACACACAUAUAUUAUGUAAACAUAUAUGAUGUAUUAUUCUGCAAAUAACGAUAAAUCGCUACUAAUCAUGCGGCAGCAUUAUAUUUGACCUAAACCUGAUCUCACAGGUUUUCAUACAGGUUUUAUGUGACUAAUUCGUGUUAAUUCAUACAAAGUAAAUCAUACAAAAACGUACAAUUAUUUGAAAGACAUAAACAAUAUCCCACCACUAAACCCAGCGUCACUGGGGCGGAAGCAAAUCGUCCAAAAUGUAUGAACGUGAUCAUUUGAAUUCAUAAAAAUUAGCCACCACUUAAAUUCGUACGAAUUGUGCUGGACAUUGUGUUGAUUUUACCUUACAAAUAUAACAUUUGUGUGUAAUUUGUUGUUUUGGCAGCUUUUAUAAAAAGACAACAUUCAAAUUAGGGAUGCUAAACAAUUAAUCGCGAUUAAUCGUUAGCAGAAUAAAAGUUUUUGUUUACAUCACAUAUGUGUGUAAACUGUGUAUAAUAAAUAUGUAUAUAUAUAUAAAUAUGAACACAUUCAUGUAUAAUUUUAAGAUUUUUUUUUAUAUAUAUUAAGUAUUUAUAUAUAAUAUAAAUUAUACAUAAAUAUACAAAUGUAUAUACACAUGUAAACAUUUCUAAAACAUAUACAUGCAUGUGUGUACAUUUAUUUAUACAAAGUUAUUAUACACAGUUCACACACAUAUAUGAUGUAAACAAAAACUUUUAUUCUGCUAACGAUUAAUCGCGAUUAAUCGUUAAGCAUCCCUAAUUCAAAUGGUCUUUCUCUAGCUCUUUUAUUUUUCAACCUUAUUGCAUUUUGCAUUAAAUUAAGUCUUUCUGUCCGUUCAUAAUCAGCUUCAGCUAUAUGAAAUUUAACAAAGUUGCAUUAUUACGGUUACGAUACAAAUAACAAAAUAGGACAAGACCACUUUGUUCAUAUUGUUAGUUGGAAGAAUGCUUUUAUCAUCAUCAGAAAUUUAAAGGGCAGAUUAAAUUAUUCAUGUUUGAAUUCUAAUAAAUGCUUGCAGUGCAUCCAUGCUUUUAUUCUAGCUGGCUUAAUAUCAGGCAGACAUUUGUAAAGCACAACAUUUUUAUGUAGAUAAUUGGAUUUGACCGAUUUUAAUAGGUUCAUCAUUCCGUCAGUUUUUUUUCUAGAUAAAAAAAGAGCAAUGCAACAUUUCUUAUGGUUUUACGUGUUAUGUUUCCAGUUUUUUUAAAUAAUCAAUUGUAAUGUAGUAUCAGACCUACCUAUAGCUUUUAGUCAAUGAUCUGCACUUGAUCCCCCAAAGAGUCUGAGCCUUUACCUGAAGAGCAUCUCUUUGUUAGAGGAAUAGAUGUGACUUGAACACAACCUGUAGACAUUUAUUUUUAAAGAGAUGUGUUGUGUGUUUACACGUCUAUAGUGAAACUGGCUGUUUUUAUAAUGGAAAAUGUUAGUUUGUAUUUAUAUUUUAUUUUCUUGUCACACCUACACAGUGUUAUUAGAUGAUGCUGCUGCUGUUGCUCAGACCAACACUAACUAUUGCUUGAGUGCUCUCAAUCAAUGUGAUUUUAUAUAUAUAUAUUUUAUGAAUAAAAUAGUGUUGAAUAACA